This is a messenger RNA of Eutrema salsugineum, 1810 nucleotides long. Its product is annotated as probable fucosyltransferase 7. Gene Ontology annotation, molecular function: galactoside 2-alpha-L-fucosyltransferase activity. The coding region runs from base 8 to 1612 and encodes 534 amino acids. Lineage: Eukaryota; Viridiplantae; Streptophyta; Magnoliopsida; Brassicales; Brassicaceae. The record is from RefSeq and is a predicted model, not a curated record. Gene Ontology annotation, cellular component: membrane; Golgi apparatus. The transcript has 2 exons. Gene Ontology annotation, biological process: xyloglucan biosynthetic process; cell wall biogenesis.
UAUAGGUAUGAAUCGUAUGAUGAUAAAGCUCACGAUAACAGUCGCCACUUGCUUCCUACUUAGCUCGGUGCUAUUACAACCAUUCUCCAACACCUCCAACUGCCACCAAUCAGGCAAAACUCACUGUAUUUUUCAAUUUCCUGUAGGCACAAAGGAUUCAGAAACACCAAGGGAUAAACUGGUAGGAGGGCUUUUAACCGCUGAUUUCGAUGAAGGUUCUUGCUUGAGUAGGUAUCAUCAGUCUUUGCUGUAUCGCAAGCCUUCACCAUACAAGCCUUCUCAAUAUCUUGUCUCUAAGCUUAGAAGCUAUGAGAAGCUUCACAAGCGUUGUGGUCCAGGCACAAACGCUUACAAGGAAGCAACAAAGAAUCUUGGUCAUGGUGAUGAUGAUAAUAAUGCAAACAAAUCUGAUAGUGAUUGCAGAUACAUUGUGUGGGUGCCGGUUUUCGGGCUUGGAAACAGAAUACUUACUCUUGCUUCUGUGUUCCUUUAUGCGCUCUUGACUGAGAGACUCAUUCUUGUUGACCAACACAAGGACAUAAGUGAUCUCUUCUGUGAGCCUUUUCCAGGUACUUCCUGGUUACUCCCUCUGGACUUUCCACUCGCAGAUCAGUUAGGCAGGUUCGAUCAAACAUACUUGUUUUGUUACGGAACUAUGUUGAAAAACCAUGCCAUUAACUCGACUACAUCAGAAAGAAUCCCGUCGCACCUUUAUCUUCACCUUAUCGGUGGUUACAGAGAUCAUGAUAAGAUGUUCUUCUGCGAGACAGAUCAAUCUGUCAUCGGGAAAGUCCCUUGGCUUGUCGUCAAAUCAAACCUUUACUUUGUUCCAUCUCUAUGGUUGAUCCCCAGUUUCCAAACCGAACUGAGCAAGCUAUUCCCACAGAGAGAUACCGUCUUCCACCAUUUGAGUCGGUAUCUUUUUCACCCGACAAACCAAGUUUGGGGAAUGGUCACAAGGUCCUACAAGGCUUACUUGUCUAGGGCAGAUGAGACACUCGGGAUUCAAGUACGGGUUUUUGGCGAACGCGCUAUAUAUCUCCAGCAUGUCAUGGACCAGAUCCUAGCCUGUACACAAAGAGAGAAACUGUUGCCUGAAGCAGCUCCACAAGAAGAAGAAACACAAGUCAAUGUAUCAAAAAGCGCCAAAGUGAAAGCCGUGCUAGUUACUUCUCUGAGUUCUGGAUAUUCAGAGAAUCUCAAGAGUAUGUACUGGGAAUACCCGAGUUCAACAGGAGACAUUGUUGUAGUUCACCAGCCAAGUCAAGAAGGGCAUCAGCAGACAGACAAGAAGCGUCAUGACCAAAGGGCGCUCGCCGAGAUGUAUCUUCUAAGCCUAACUGAUAAACUUGUGACCAGCGGUUGGUCUACUUUUGGAUACGUAGCUCAAGGUCUUGGCGGAUUAAAGCCUUGGAUACUUUACAAGCCUGUAAACCACAAAGUUCCUGAUCCCCCAUGUGGUUGUGCCAUGUCCAUGGAACCGUGUUUCCAUUCACCUCCAGCAUAUGGCUGUAAAGGUAAGACCGGAAUCAAGACAGGAAAUAUGGUCCCUUAUGUGAGAUAUUGUGAGGAUAGAAGCUGGGGACUAAAGCUAGUUCAAGUUCCGCUAUGAGUUUUAGCUUCUUUCCACUCCCCAUUUUGCCUACUACUACUCUCAUAUAGCUAGCUCAAAUACUCGUAUGCAUAUGAGUCCGGUUACUUUUAUGUAUGUAUGGGUUCAUAUGUCGCAUGCUAAAACUUACUUUAUCUAUUUAUUUAUUUUUUUUUGUUUUCUUGAACAGCGCUAAAGCUUACUUAGCAGUUCACAAGG